AUGACCUUGCUCGAUACGAAAGAAGCCCAAAGCCCCAUGGACUCUGGAUACAAUGACAAUGUAUCUUCACCUUCCGAUUCAAGAGAGCCUCAUCUGAUAUUCGACAAUUUUGAUAUUGACAUUGUAAUCAAAGUACUUAACGCAACGAUAUUCUCACCCUUUUUCGUAAUCUUCUUGCCAAUCACAUUCCUCUCUCAGACCCAUUCUGGUCAUCCGGCAUUCAUCUUAUCAUGUAUUUGGACGGGGAUCAUCUGCUUUAUCGGUAUAUUGAACCAUAUUGAUAGAGUCUACAGAUCUGGUGGGACAUGGUUGUUCGCUCCUGAAAAACUGAAAUGGGAUGAACAGAUUGUACUGAUCACGGGAGGCGGAUCUGGGAUUGGUGCUCUCUUAGCUGAGACCUUGGCAAUGCGGAAUGUAUCGGUAGUGGUACUUACCAAGGAUCCACCAAAGUUUGAAACUGACAAUGAAAACAUAUGUACGUACGUAUGUGAUGUGUCAGAUUAUAAAUCUGUUGAAGCGGUAGCAGAGAAAGUAAGGGAAGAGGUCGGCGAUCCAACCAUCAUAGUGAAUAACGCAGGAGUAGUCAAAGGUAAAUUAUUACUGGAUCUAACAGAAGGAGAUGUGAUAGAUACGUUCGGGUCCAACACCCUGGCUCAUUUUUGGAUAUUGAAGGCAUUCUUACCGUCUUUACUGAGGCAGGAUCAUGGUCAUAUAAUUACCAUGUCUAGUGUGAUGGGCGUAGUGGGAGCUGCUCAAAUGACCGACUACUGCGCUAGUAAAGCCGCUUUGAUAAGUCUAAAUCAAUCUUUAAGGUUCGAAUUCGAUAAUCGUUACAAAACACCCAAUAUCCGAACUACCCUCCUUCUACCAUCGUUCAUCUCUACCACCUCAUUAUUCUCCAAAACCGUUUUACCCUCUUCUAGUCUGUUCAAUUUCUUCUACCCACCACUCCAAUCUCACCAAAUCGUUAAAGUCAUUAUCGAUAAUUUAGAUUCUAGGGAAAGUAAGAUCAUCAGAUUACCUUUUUACACCAAUCUAGCUAGGGUGAUUAACGAUUCGGUGGGGGUCGUACCUUCUUGGACGAGGGAUCUGAUACAACGUAUUGCAGGAGCGGAUCAUGCGAUGAAGGAAUAUGGACCUAAACCAGAUGCUGCCCAGAGAUUAGCGAAAGAAAGACAGUCAAGACCAAAAGCAGAUUGA
Messenger RNA from Kwoniella botswanensis, 1200 nucleotides. RefSeq lists its product as uncharacterized. The coding region runs from base 1 to 1200 and encodes 399 amino acids. NCBI's taxonomy places the organism in Eukaryota, Fungi, Basidiomycota, Tremellomycetes, Tremellales, Cryptococcaceae. Gene Ontology annotation, molecular function: oxidoreductase activity, acting on the CH-OH group of donors, NAD or NADP as acceptor. The record is from RefSeq and is a predicted model, not a curated record. The transcript is spliced from 10 exons.